UCUACAUACCACAUUUGAGAACGCAUUUGUCGGACAUUCGGUAUUAGCACGUGUUUUUUUUUGUUAAAACAAACUGAUUUGUUAAUAGAUUAAUUUUAAUAAUGGCGGUUGCAGAGAUUGUUGCUGCCGUUGUGCUUAAUUAUUUACAAAAAAAAGAUAAAAAUCUUGCGAAAGUUUUUCAGGGGAAAACAAAAGCUGGGGUUAUUGGAAAAGACUCUCCAACCAUAGAAGAUAUAUUUCUGUUUUAUCAACAAAAUAGUAAAAAGAAAAUUCAAGAUAUUAAAAAAUCAAAAAAGAGCUCAAGUGAAUCAGAUAGCUCAGAUGAUGAACCUAAUAUAACUGCUGCUGCAUUAACAAAUGGUAAACUUGGUAAAAAAGCUGAAAGCAGUGAUGAUAGUUCUGAUGAAGAGGAACCAGCCAAGACAAAUGGAAAACCCAUCACUGCGAAAACGCUUACAGCUAAGAAAACUGCUUCUAGCUCUGAAGAUUCUUCGUCAGAAGAUGAGAAACCUGCAGCAAACAAGUCUAUACUAUCAGCAAAUAAAACACCGGCAAAUAAAGUACAAGUCAGUAAAGUACCAGUAGUAAAAAAGCAGGAAUCAUCUGAUAGUGACGAUAGUAGUGACGAUGAGGAUGAAAAAAGUAAAGCACCGGUGAAAAACUCAAGUGAAAAACGCACUGCAGCUAUUAAGCCAACGGUAACAAAACCAGCUACAGCUAAGAAAGCUGCUUCAAGUUCUUCUGAAGAAUCUGACGAUGAUGACAAACCUAGUAAAUCACCUGUCCUGAAAAAAAAGGACAGUUCUGACUCUGAGUCGGAUAGCUCGGAAGAGGAUGUAAAGAAAUUGAAACCUUUGAUUCAAAAACCAAAUACUACUAGCGAAGAGAGCUCAAGUGAAGAAGAGAAAAAACCUGUAAAGCCUAUGGUAAAAAAAUCUAUUUUAACUCCUUCCGUUAAAAAACCGGACUCAAGUUCUGAUGAUUCUUCAGAUGAAAGUGAAGAUACAAGUAAGAAACCUACACAGGCUAAUAAACCUGUAGUAGCUACGAAGUCAGGUGUGCAAAAACCAGCAGCCGCGGCUAAACCAAAAAAAGCUGAGUCAAGUUCAGAGGACUCUUCUUCUGAUGACGAUAAGCCAGCUACUAAGAAACCUGCCGUAGUUAACAAACCAAUUCCUUUAGCAAACAAAAAAGCAGAAUCUAGUUCUGAGGACUCGUCUUCAGACGACGAACCAACCACUCAAAAAGCUGUAGUAGCAAAUAAAUCAACUACAUCAAUUUCAAAAAAAUCAAAAUCAAGUUCUGAUGAUUCAUCUUCUGAAGAUGAACCGGCGACUAAAAAGCCUGUAGCCGUAAGUAAACCAGCUGCUGUAAGUGCAAAAAAAGCAAAAUCAAGUUCCGAUGAUUCAUCAUCAGAUGAUAACGAGCCGGCUCCUGCAAAGACAGUAAUUGAGAAAAAAGUAAUUAAUAAAAAACAAGAGUCUAGUUCCGAUGAUACUUCAUCAGAGGACGAUGAACCAGCAGCAAAAAAACCUAAUAUAAAAUCACCUGCAGCUGUCACAAAACCAGUUGCUAAAAAUAAUAAGUCGUCUUCUGAUGAAGACAGUUCAGAUGAUGAAGAUACUAAUAAGUCUGUAGUGAAGAAAACAACAGCUUCUGUCCCACAAAAGAAAGAUGACAGUACAUCAGAUGAUAGCUCAUCGGAUGAUGGCGAACCUACCGCGAAAAAGUUGAAAAAAUCAACAGAACCUGUAGUGAAGAAAACAAUAGUUAGUGCACCACAAAAGAAAGAUGAUAGUACAUCCGAUGACAGUUCAUCAGAUGAUGAUGAAACCACAGCGAAAAAGCCACAAAAAGCAAAUGAAUCUGUUGUGAAGAAAACUGGUGCUCAACAAAAGAAAAACGAUAGUACAUCUGAUGACAGUUCCUCAGAUGAUGGCGAACCCACAAAUAAGAAAGCGAAAAACGCUGAAGAAACACCUAAACCAAAAUUAGGACAAAAAAGAAAAUUCAGUGAAUCUGCAGGUUCUGAAACAAAAACAAAUAAAUACAAUAACUUUGUUAAAAGUGGCGAAGGCAAGCAAAAUGGAUUUAGCUCCACUCCAAUUGAUAAAAAGUUAAAAAAUAAUCACAACCAAAGCUUAAAUAAUUCGAAUGGCAAGUCCCAAAAAAAUGCUCCAUUUAGACGUGUAAGAGAGGAAGAAGUAGAAAUCGAUGAACGUGUGAAAGACAUGUCAUUCGAAGCCAAGAAAAAUGCUGCGGGUUCUUGGGGUGAUAAAGCUAACAAGGACUUAAAAUUUACACGCGGCAGAUCAUUUAAACAUGAAAAAACCAAGAAGAAGCGUGGAAGUUAUCGUGGUGGACAGAUUGACAUGGGUGUCAAUUCAAUUAAAUUUGAAUAAAUGACGUAUAAUACAAAAAGAAAAAUAGUUAUAUAGAUGAAUAUAUAAACAAAAUAUAAUAAAAAUAAGUUGAUAUUUCAAUGUUAUAAAUUGAAAAAGAUUACAAAAUACAAUAUACAUUAAGCAUACAUAACAUACAAUAAUUUAUAUAUAAUAUAUAUAUAAUU
Messenger RNA from Teleopsis dalmanni, 2569 nucleotides. RefSeq names its product nucleolar protein dao-5-like. NCBI's taxonomy places the organism in Eukaryota, Metazoa, Arthropoda, Insecta, Diptera, Diopsidae. The transcript has 4 exons. The coding region runs from base 102 to 2402 and encodes 766 amino acids. Gene Ontology annotation, cellular component: nucleolus; nucleoplasm. The record is from RefSeq and is a predicted model, not a curated record.